AUGGCGGCUGGACGUGGGGAGUUUUUUCGGAGUUUCUUGGAGGGUUUGGAGCGGAUACCCGGCCAGUCGUCUCCGUGUAGACAACCUAGAGACACGCCGGUCGCCGGUCGCGGUAGAGGAACGCCGGGUACGGCUGGAGGGAAAUCGGGUCCGGGUAAAAGAAAAAAGGGCGGACAGAGGAGGAAGAAUCGGCUAAAGGAGAUGCCGAGCUCCGUUAGCGGAAAUAGCUACAGAUCAGAGGAUAAAAAAACGGAUUUUAACAACAAGAACUUGAUGGAAAGGCUGCCGUACGAGAUUCUGCUCAAGAUUCUGUCGUACCUGGACGCCUCCUCGCUGUCUUGCAUCAGCCACGUCAGCAAGCUCUUCUACCGGCUUUCCAAUGACGAUGUUAUGUGGCAGAGGAUUUACAUGUCAGAGUUUGAAAAUCAAACGUGGAAGUUGAAGUUGUGGUCGGGUGAUGUGGCGACAAAGGUUGACCCAGCGGCGGUGGAGGGUCGCUCCACGGGCCACUGGAAGAGGAUGUACUUUAGGACAAUGGCUGGAAAGGAAAUGAAGAUGUGGAGCAGAGAGAUGAAAGACGUCAGCCCCUACACUGGUUUACCCAAACAGACAGAGUGGGUCCUCAGGAGCCUGAAUGUGAGCUGGGAGCUGACGGUCUCAGAUUUUGGGGGGCACGAGAUCACAGUGAAGCAGAGCCGAGUGUUUUUCUUUGAGUCGUCUGUGAUCGUCCGCUGGAACGGAGGAAUGCUCCCCAAAUACCAUAAAAUAAAAAACAUCCAGCUGUUUGGAGUCAGGCAGGACACACUGAAGAGCAGGCCCGGCUGGCGCUCUCUGAUCGUAGAGCUGGACAAGAGGGGUCCGCGUGCUUACUGCAUUGGCAAAGACAAACUAAUCAAACUGAUGCACCUCCAGCCCGGCUUCAUCGUAGGCGUCUGGAGGGGUCAGGACGGUGUGGCCUUCAUCAUGGUCAGUCUGCACUUCCACAGGCUGGUGGAGAGGAGUCUGCUGGGAUCCCCGGUCUGCCCGUACUCUGAGCCUGACGUCUCUCCUCUCAUGGAUAAUUUGGACCCUGAGUUUGGUCUGCACGACUACACUCUGCACAUUGUCCUGCACAACACGGGCACCGAGAUCAUGUCGGGACAUUUCCGCCAGCUCUCCUGUAACACAGCUCAUGUCCAGCGAGGACUGCUGGAGAUGAGGGUCAUCAGCAGGACCAACUUGUCCCAACACAGAUCGCUGUCUGGGAACAUCACGCUGCCCUGGACGAGCGAGGAGCUGCAGGGCUCAGUGGAGAAAUGCUGCAUCAUAACGCUGACUCUGCUGGACGAGCUCCAGAAGCCCUUCUGGUGCUUCAGCUCGCCCACCGUCAUCACGCCAGCGAAGAAGUGGCUGUCGUUUGACUACGGCGGCGAGCACUUUGUGAUGAAUUUCUACAACUCUGACGGGAAGGUGAAGCUGGAGCUAGUCUGGUUGAAGGAGCAGAGGCAGUUCUUCAUCAUCAGCCUCACCGUCUUCAUUUCUGUCUUCAAAGUCAACAAGCAUUUCAGCACGGUGUACUGA
Molecule: messenger RNA, 1560 nt
Organism: Plectropomus leopardus (leopard coralgrouper)
Lineage: Eukaryota; Metazoa; Chordata; Actinopteri; Perciformes; Serranidae
Source: RefSeq, a predicted model, not a curated record